Messenger RNA from Populus nigra (black poplar), 3978 nucleotides. RefSeq names its product rust resistance kinase Lr10-like. The record is from RefSeq and is a predicted model, not a curated record. Gene Ontology annotation, biological process: protein phosphorylation. Lineage: Eukaryota; Viridiplantae; Streptophyta; Magnoliopsida; Malpighiales; Salicaceae. The coding region runs from base 202 to 2178 and encodes 658 amino acids. The transcript has 5 exons. Gene Ontology annotation, molecular function: protein kinase activity; ATP binding; polysaccharide binding.
UGCUUUGCUACUAUUCCUAUCCGAUGACUCUGACAUUUCAAAGGACGACCAUGUAGGGGUGUUCUCCUUCACCUUUCAUUGCAUUAUCAGUAGCUUCCACUCCGAAAUUCAAUAGUUUUUGCUGGAGAAAAAAGAAAAGGAAAAAAGAAGAAUAGUUUAUGCAAAAUUGCGUAUACACUGUGUAUCACUUCAGCCUUCCCCAUGUUUAGAGGAAUGAACGUCCUUUUGGCUUGCUACAUAGCUUUUCUUUUACAGCUAUUAGUCUUCCAAACUUGCCAUUCUAGCAACAUCACUGCUCAUUGUGCUCCUUCAUGCGGCAAUAUCCAAAACAUAAGCUACCCUUUCAGACUAAACACUGAUCCACAAAGCUGCGGAAACAAUAAUUAUAAUCUGACUUGCGAGAACAAUAUUUCUACAGUAUUAAAUUUAUAUUCAGGUAAAUACUACGUGCAGGCAAUCAACUACGGUAACUUCACAAUCCGAGUGGUAGAUGCUGGUGUACAAGAUAAUUGCUGCUCCAUCCCUCUUUAUUCUUUGGCACCUGAUAAUUUCAGUGGCGGAGAUCCGUACACAUGGUAUAACUACAAGGAGGUGCCGCCGCCGGAAGUGAGUGAAGGUUUCGUGGACUACUGGGGGCCCCGGUACUUACCUCGGCUAUCACUGCCUAUGAUUUUCAUGAGCUGUGAAAAUACGGUGAAUUCUCCUCUUUAUGUGGACACGGCUCCUUACGGCCUUAACUAUGGAUCAGUAAAUUAUUCCAACUCUUCUCUUGUGACUCAUUCGAAUUAUGUGACUCUUGGGGGCAUGAAUGCCUCGGAUUUGAUGGAACUGUGCAGCAUAGAGAAAAUAUUUUUGCUUCCAAAGAAGAACUACGCAGACAAUUACUCCUUUGAAGAAAUACACAGUGACCUGGCAUAUGGGUUUGAGCUUUCAUGGUACAACAUAAACUGUGAAAAUUGCUCAACGGGUUGCUACAUCGACAGUGCAGACCGUCGUCGAUGCCUUUACAGCGAUGAUGAUGAAAGCUUUUGGCAAAUUAUACUCUACUAUGUGGCAGUUUCCCUCUUCUAUAUACCCAUUUUAAUUGCACUACUUCAUGGGCUAAAUGUUGUUUGUGGGACUCCAUGUGUGAUUAUAUUUUUGAUCUACAAAUGGGGAAGGAGACAUUUAUCAGUAUACGAUACAGUUGAACAAUUCCUACAGAGUCAGAAUAACCUGAUGCCAGUAAGGUAUUCCUACUCAGAUAUUAGGAAGAUUACUAGAGGUUUCAAGGACAAAUUGGGUGAAGGAGGCUUUGGUACAGUUUACAAAGGAAAGCUUCGCAGUGGGCGUUUUGCAGCGGUAAAAUUGUUGGGAAAAUCGAAAGCUAAUGGACAGGAUUUCAUAAAUGAAGUUGCUACUAUAGGAAGGAUUCACCAUACUAAUGUGGUGCAGCUAAUCGGAUUUUGCGCCGAAGGAUCAAAGCGUGCUCUUGUAUAUGAUUUCAUGCCUAAUGGAUCUCUUGAUAGACACUUGUUUUCUCAAGAAGGAUCAAUCUCUUUAAGCUGGCAAAAACUGCAUCAGAUUUCCCUUGGAGUGGCUCGUGGUAUCGACUAUCUUCAUUUAGGCUGUGACAUGCAAAUACUGCAUUUUGAUAUCAAGCCUCACAACAUUCUUCUUGACGAAAAUUUCACUGCAAAAGUCUCUGACUUCGGGCUCGCUAGGUUGUACCCAACGAAUGGCAGCAUCACAUCUCUUACUGCAGCAAGGGGCACCAUAGGAUACAUGGCUCCUGAACUGUUCUACAAAAACAUUGGACGCGUCUCAUAUAAAGCUGAUGUUUAUAGCUUUGGAAUGCUGCUGUUGGAAAUGGCAGGCAAAAGGAAGAAUGUAAACGCGUUGGCAGAAAAUUCAAGUCAAAUCUACUGGCCAUAUUGGGUUCAUGACCAAGUAUCUGAUGGAAAGGCCAUAGAAAUCGGAGACGAUGCCACGGAGGAAGAACGUAAGAUCGUCAAGAAGAUGAUUAUGGUUGGAUUGUGGUGUAUACAAAUGAAACCCAUGGAUCGGCCUACAAUGAAGAAUGUUGUGGAAAUGCUUGAAGGAGAUUUGGAAAACUUGCAAUUGCCUCCUAAGCCUGUCUUCAAUCUAGAUGUGACGCCACCAAACUUCGAAGGAGAGUCAUCAUCGUUGUCAGAGUAAUAUUUUGGCUGCAAAUUAACAAGAGACUAUCAUAGGGAUUAUAUAAACAAGUUGAUGCAUGAAAAGACGAGUCUCUAUUUAUAGGUAGCCACUACAAGUAGCUUCGGAGACCACAAAUACAAGGCAAGUCUCUCUAGUAAUCCUUCCACUACAAGUAGCUUCGGAGAUAGAAAAUAGCGAUUUAUUUGCUAUCAUAGGGAUGAUUCUGAACAGAAAUCUUCUCUUUCUCCAGAAAACGAAAAAACGAAAGGUAGAGAGGAGACAAUGAAGCUUGCUUACCGGUCUUGGCAUUUCACCAGAGAGCUCUGCUUCUAACUGUGAAAUGCGUCUUCUUGUGGGCAAGAGGCAAGGUCUUCAAAAAUGCUCAACUGUGUUCAACAAACUUUCAGGAUCUACUUCAAUUUUCUUAAGAGAAUGGGAAAUAGUGACAAUCAAUUUACACCCAUUUGUUCUACGAGAUAUUCCCACUUUCUCAGGAUGAAAAUCAUCCCACAAGUCAUCAAGAAUGAUGACAUGGUUUUGUAUCACACUCAAUGCUGUCCAUAGCUCCCCAGCUCUACUCGUCACAUCUUUUCCUUUCGGAAGACAUAAACCAAAAGCUUCGGCAAUGAGAUCCUGCGAUGCAUGAAUGCUAAAUUCUUGUGACAUAGUAAUCCAACAAACAUGAAAAAAAAAAUGUAUGGUUUCUCUUGAAGCUGAUUAUGGAUAUGUGCAGCCAAAGUUGUCUUUCCCACUCCCCCAUCCCGUACAUGCCAAUGCAUGAGACCUCACCAUUCAACAACCAAGACCAGACAUCCUUCAUAUUUCUUUCAAUAGCUUGGCCCCCUAGCUUCGUUGUCGGGAAUACAUAUCUUUUAGUCCUACGUCGCUUAUGUACAGGCCUUUUAGAAUAGCUUACCGUGUAAAUUCUCAAGUCAUGUUCUCUAUAUAAAUUCUUAACAAAACAUCCCUCGUUGAUGAGGAUGAGAUGUUAUUCCCGAUCAUUUCAAAUGCCUGACAUGUUUUCUCUGUUCUCUUUCUAGUCUCGGGUUCAUCUGGCAUAAGUACAACAGGAGCUCUAGGUUCCUCAACCAUCUCAGUCUCCCCCCUGAUCCAGAUAUCCAUCCAUCCUAGGCCCCCAUCAAAAAGAGGAGGUUCUUCUUGUUCCAUUUCUAAACACCGCACAGGAGUUGAAGCUGCAUUAAUUGCCUCGUUAUUGCUUGAACUUGGCACGCUCUUAUCUACAGGCCUGUUAGAAGAGCUUCCUCUCUCAGCAACAGACUGCAUCAAUUCCCAAGUCAUGUUCUCUAUACCAUUGCUUAACUCAACAUCGUUCAUCAAGGAAGAUGAGAUGUUAUUCAUAUCCAUUUCAAAUGCUUGACCUGCUGGCUCUGUUCCCAAUCCAGUCUCAGGUGCAUCAGGCAUGAGUAUGCUAGGAACCAUGGUCUCCUCAUCAGUAAGCACAAUCUCUCCCCCAAUCAUCCUAUCCAUCCGCACCAAUCCAUCAUCAAAAAGAGGUUGUCCUUCUUUACUGUAGACAGCACGCCAACAUUGCAAACGAUGAGAAAGAGCACGAUCCAUAGAUGGAGAGAAAGCAAUAGGCCAAGAAAAGAGAAAGCAGUAGAGAUGACCUUGAGAGCAGUAUGUUCACAGAUGGAGACGGAUGAGAAUGAGACUAACGAACAACCUUUAAGUUUAAAAUUUUUAUAUAUGUAUAGUAUUCAUUAUCGGUUGUUUUAAUUAUACUCAAACAAUAACUGUUUAUAAAACAUUUAAUUCAUUCGGAUUGGUUUAGUAGAGUAUUUAUCAGUUGAGGUGAAA